Molecule: messenger RNA, 2822 nt
Organism: Carlito syrichta (Philippine tarsier)
Lineage: Eukaryota; Metazoa; Chordata; Mammalia; Primates; Tarsiidae
Product: zinc finger protein 224-like
Exons: 6
Coding region: 383-2620 (745 amino acids)
Biological process (GO): regulation of transcription by RNA polymerase II
Molecular function (GO): RNA polymerase II cis-regulatory region sequence-specific DNA binding; DNA-binding transcription factor activity, RNA polymerase II-specific
Source: RefSeq, a predicted model, not a curated record
AGGGGAAUAUUUAACUUUUCUCGUUACGGCGACAGGGUCUGGGUAUUUCACGGCAUUCUCCUCCCUCAGCCUGACUUCUCAAAAGGACCGCACAGAUUGACUCCUUGGUGCUGAAAGCAAAGCUCCGCGUGAGUGUGACUUGGCUUUGUUCUUUUACAGAGGUGCUCUCCUCAACUGAUGUGUAGGAUGUGUCCUCGGACAUGGGUAUUGAAAAGAAUUAAGCCUUCAUUGAUAACGUCAUUCUAAGGGCUUGAUGCAAGUAAAUGCGUUCAUUUCUUUAUCUCCGCUGUGACUCUAUGGAGAGCAUUUUCGAGAAACAGUUCUGCCUCCCCAGGGGCUGUACAACUUAGGACUGUGUGAAUUCCCCGAAGUAGGAGGAAAAAUGAACAUGUUCCAGGAAGAAGUGACCUUCAAUGACGUGGCUGUGGUCUUCACCGAGGAGGAGCUUGGGCUGCUGGACUCUACCCAGAGGCAGCUGUAUCAAGAUGUGAUGCUGGAAAACUUCAGGAACCUACUCUCAGUGGGGCAGCAACCAUUCUACCAAGAUACUGUCCACUUCAUAAAGGAAGAAGAAGAAGAGUUUUGGGAGAUGGACACAGCAACCCAAGAAGAAGAGAAUUCAGAGACAAGUUCUUACCAAGUUACCCAGGUUGAUUUCAAGCCCCUGGAAAUAGUUGAUCCUCUUGCCUCUGCAUCCCAAAGUGCCGAGAUUACAGGAGACAUUAUCCAAACCGAGAUGAAGACUUUUAUAAAAGCAGAACCAGAUGAAGAGUUCUCCUACCAGCAAAUCUGGGAACAAGUCGCAAGUGAUUUAACUGGGUCUCAAAAUUCCAUGAUAGAUAGCUCUCAGUUCUCCAUACAAGGUGCUAUGCCCUGCCAUGUUGAGGCACAACUAUCUAUAAUUCAGUUAGGAGAGGAAGAUUACCAAGAUACCGAACAUAAACAAUCCUUCAAUGAUGUUUCCAUCUUUGGUUUUCAUCAACCAUUACCCUCAAGAGAGAAGUCUCAUACAUGUGAUAAGUGUGGGAAAAGCUUCUGUUAUAGUUCAGCUCUUCUUAUUCAUCAGAGAGUCCACAUGGGAGAGCAACUCUAUAGGUGUGAUGUGUGUGGCAAACAGUACAGUCAGAGUUCACAUCUACAGACUCACCUGAGCGUCCAUACUGGAGAGAAACCAUUCAAAUGUGAGCAAUGUGGGAAAGGCUUCACUCGAAGAUCAGCACUUAAUGUUCAUUUUAAAUUACACACAGGAGAGAAACCUUAUACUUGUGAGGAAUGUGGGAAGGCCUUUAUUUUUGAUUCACAGUAUCAAGAGCAUCAGAGAAUUCAUACUGGGGAGAAACCAUUCAAAUGUGACAUAUGUGGUAAGAGCUUCCGUGGUAGAUCAAGGCUUAAUAGGCAUUCCAGGGUUCACACGGGAGAGAAACCAUUCAGAUGUAAUACAUGUGGUAAGAACUUUCGUCAGAGAUCAGCUCUUAAUAGUCAUUGCAUGGUCCACACAGCAGAGAAACCAUACAAAUGUGGGCAGUGUGGAAAAAGCUUUAUUUGUAGGCGAGAUCUUUAUAACCAUUAUAUGGUCCACACAGGAGAGAAACCAUAUAAUUGCAAAGAAUGUGGAAAGAGCUUCAGAUGGUCUUCAUGUCUUUUGAAACAUCAGCGAGUCCACAGUGGAGAAAAACCAUUCAAAUGUGAAGAAUGUGGGAAAGGAUUUUAUACAAAUUCUCAACGGUCUUCCCAUCAGAGAGCCCACAGUGGAGUAAAGCCAUACAGAUGUGAGGAGUGUGGCAAGGGCUACCAAAGGAGAUUGGAUCUUAACUUCCACCAGAGAGUCCAUACAGGAGAGAAACUCUAUAGUUGUAAUGAAUGUGGGAAGAGCUUUAAUCGGGCCCCAUGUCUUUUGAAACAUCAGAGACUCCACAGUGGAGAAAAACCAUUCAAAUGUGAGGAGUGUGGGAAGAGGUUUACUCAAAAUUCACAUCUUCAUUCCCAUCAGAGAGUCCACACCGGAGAAAAGCCAUACAAAUGUGAGGAGUGUGGGAAGGGCUACAACAGUAAGUUUAAUCUUGACAUGCACCAGAGGGUCCACACAGGAGAGAAACCUUAUAUUUGUAAAGAAUGUGGGAAGAGCUUUGGUUGGGCCUCGUGUCUUCUGAAACACCAGAGACUGCACAGUGGAGAAAAACCAUUCAAAUGUGAAGAGUGUGGGAAGAGUUUUACUCAGAAUUCACAACUUCAUUCCCAUCAGAGAGUCCACACUGGAGAAAAGCCAUACAAAUGUGAGGAGUGUGGGAAGGGCUUCAGCUGGUCCUCGACUCGUCUGACCCAUCAGAGACGCCACAGCAGAGAAACAGCACUCAAAUGUGAGGACUGUGGGAAGGACUUUGUACACAGUUCAUUCUUUAACGCCCAAGAUAAAAUUCACAAUGUAGAAAAACCAUACAAAUGUGAGGACUGUGAGAAGGUCUACAGUAGGGGCUUGGAUCUUGAUAUGCAUCAGAUGGUCCACCCAGGAGAAGCAACAUGGAAAUGUGAGGAGUGUGGUAUGUGCUUUAGUCAAGACUCAAGUCUUCAACUUCAUCAGUGUAUCCACAUUGAAGAGAAGACAGGAAUGUCAUUUAUGUGAUAACGUCUACCCAUGAAUAUAAUCUCAUCUGAUAGUUCACAAAAGAGAGAAAGUGUGAGACGUGGUUAGCACUUCACUUUGAGUUCAUAUCUUAACAUUUAUCCCCGAUUCCAUGCUGGUGACACAUUUUAUCCAGUUUUGUUGUUGUGGUGGUGGUUGUUGUUGUUGUUUUGAGUCAGAAUCUUACUCUGUCGCCCAGGCU